Penicillium angulare is the source of this 759-nucleotide messenger RNA. Its product is annotated as ATP-dependent Clp protease proteolytic subunit. Lineage: Eukaryota; Fungi; Ascomycota; Eurotiomycetes; Eurotiales; Aspergillaceae. Gene Ontology annotation, cellular component: endopeptidase Clp complex. Gene Ontology annotation, molecular function: ATP-dependent peptidase activity; ATPase binding; serine-type endopeptidase activity. Gene Ontology annotation, biological process: protein quality control for misfolded or incompletely synthesized proteins. Bases 1 to 759 code for a protein of 252 amino acids. The transcript is spliced from 4 exons. The record is from RefSeq and is a predicted model, not a curated record.
AUGAUGAUGCGCGGAGCACCUCUCACCCAGCGGUUUGGUCGCUUGACAUUUCGCUCUGUUUUACCGACUGUCUCGUACAAUAAUGGCGCCCGGGUAUUCUCAACUACCCAGCCUGACAUGCACUUCACUCCCCCGCGCGGAGCAAGUCCAAUGCCGUUCAUAACCGAGACUGUGGCUGGAGGUUGGCACACUUACGACAUAUUCUCCAAACUCCUCAAAGAACGCAUCGUCUGCCUAAACGGUGAAGUAGACCAAAUGAUGUCUUCCUCAAUCGUCGCCCAACUCCUCUUCCUCGAAGCCGACAACCCCAAAAAACCAAUCCACCUCUACAUCAAUUCCCCCGGCGGCUCCGUCACAGCUGGCCUAGCAAUCUACGACACAAUGACCUAUAUCUCCGCCCCCGUAAGCACAAUCUGCAUCGGCCAAGCAGCAUCAAUGGGCUCUCUCCUCCUUGCAGCCGGUGCACCUGGAAAACGCUUCUCCCUCCCACACUCAUCUAUCAUGAUCCAUCAGCCUUCGGGUGGAUAUCAUGGACAAGCAACUGAUAUUGCGAUUCAUGCGAAGGAGAUUCUUCGGAUCCGGAGCCAGCUUAAUAAGAUUUAUAUGGAUCAUUUGAAUGGGCCGAAGAAGAUGAGUUUGGAUGAUAUUGAGAAGUUGAUGGAGAGGGAUUAUUUUAUGGGGGCUGAUGAGGCGAAGGAGAUGGGGAUUAUUGAUGAGAUUCUUACGAGGAGGACGAAGGAUGCGGAUUCUAAGGUUUGA